AGCAUGUACGCGCGCGCGUCCAGGUUGUUAUGGCAGCGCGAGCGGUUACCCGGACUUGAAAUGUAAACAAACCGCGCUUCAAAACAUAAACAUCUGUUGCGCAGAGCAAGACAGACCUCCACUUGGAUUAACAGUCUUGUCAGGUCUUAUCUUUCCGACUCUCUUUGAAUUUGAUAAGAAAAGGAAAGGCACAGGAACAGACAUGGACGCCGAGACCGAUCUCAAGAGCGCAUCUCGCAGGCUCAACAGCAUGCUAAUCUCUAAAGGAUUACUCGACGGCAAAGACAAUCUCAAUUUCCACGGGGGCUCUGAUGCCAGGAGUAUCAUCAACUUUAUCUACUCUAUUGUUCAAAAGAGCGGUAAAGAUGCGGAGCAGAAAGAAAACCUUGUGAAUACGCUGCGAGAACAGAAGGCUACGGAGACUAGGACGAAGAAAGCAAUGGAAGCUUUGGAGGCUCAGGUGGAUACUCUGGAACGGCAACUGAACGUGAUUUCUGUUCAGAGAGAAUCGUUAAAGACGACGAUAAAAACACUCGAGAUUCAGAAUAAGGGGCUACACGAAGACCUUGCACGCCAGAAGACCUCGCUCCAGCAAAUUCGGGCGCAGGAUGCUGUCGAGCGGCGGAAGCGGGACCAGCAGAUUCUGCGGAUGAAGGAAAAAGCUGGCUUUGACGUGCGUCGGACAAAGACGAUGUCUGUUGCGACCGGCAAGUUCACGUCGUCGACCUGGUCAUCUGAAAGCACGUCGUCGGUCACGCAGUUUAGCGAGAAUCCCGAGUCGGUCUUGGUGUUUCGGGAGACGGCCGCGAACGUGAUUCCGGAUCUGAUGCAGGAGCUUACGGAUGAGAAUGCGCGUCUGAUUGCGCUUAUUCGCGAGACGGCGUUGAUGCUUAAUGUGUUUACGGGAGAGAAAGCGGUGAGCGAUGCGGAAUUUGAGAGCGUGCUUGAGUACAUCCCGACAACGUUUCCGGAACUGUCGAUUGAAGUCAAUAAUAGUCUAGAGCAGCUGCGCGAGCUUCUUCAUGAACCAAAGUAUGUGUCUUUAGAAGUGGUUGAUCAGAAGGAUCAGGAGAUAGAGAGGCUGAAGAAGCAGCUGGCAGAGAUGACGAAGAACUGGAGGGACGCAAUCCAGAUGAUGGACGAGUGGAAUCAGCUUAUGGAGAAGAAUAUGGGGUAUAGUCCGAUGAAGCGUCAAUUGGAAUCGGCUUCUGCUGCUGCUGCUGUUGGUUCCGAAGGUGAGGCGCAGACUGAGUCUACAGAAUUACCUGCUCCUGCUGUGAUCGAGUCAGACGCAAAGACAGAACCCGUCAAAGAAUAUCAGAAUGAAACCCUUCCUGCUCCUUCUACAGAUUUCGAUACCAAGAAAGCAGAUUCGCCAGUCAAAGCACGAAUUCCCCAAAAGCGAACUCUACCUGGCUUGUCGAACUCGCGUAUCCCGGCACUCUCUCAGAUCCCGUCCUUGAAAUCACGAGCAAAGAUUCCGUUGGCGAAGCCAGAACGGAAAACGUCUCCUCCAACCGCGGAGAAUGUCUAUGUCGCGGAGUCAGUUAUGACUCCUCCACCGCCGCAGCAGCCGUCGGAGCCUGUGUUGGCGGCGGCGGUUGCUACCCCGGUUGCGAUCGAGAAGGUUGAGCAGAUGGAGAGUGCAAGUCCUUCGGUUGAUAUGCAAAGCCCAUCUAAAGAUGCGGGCUUGCCUAAGGAAGUAUCUCCGACAAAAGAUCUGCCGGUGGAGGAUAGGACCCCUUCGAGGUAUCCCUGGAGUAUGUUGACUGAGAUUACAAAUCGGGCAGUCUCGCAGAGUCCUGCUGCUGUUGCUGUGAAGGAGUCUCUGCAAAGUCCCAAACCAAUGACCCCGGUCAAAAAGGCAGAGGGGGCUUAUUUUUCGUCACCAUUCAGGAGUCCUGUGUUGGAUACUGAGAUCUCGGGGGAGAAGUCGGCACAUCCCACGCCGAAAGCGACAGCUCUGAUGACGCCACGAGCUGUAGUCUCCGCAUCUACUUCGCCUGCCCGUCAUACGCCGUACGCGGGUUUCACACCCGCUCCAGCUAAUCACGACGAAGAUGAAGAGCUAGCGGCUGCGCUGCGGAUUGAAAGCCCGCCAAAGUCAACACCCCACCCGCUAUCCUCCAAGCGUCCUACGAUCAAGCCUGUGUCGACAUUAGGGCCGGCGCGACGAAGAACGCUGCCAAAGUCGAUUGCGCAGCUGUCGAGUAGUCCGAUGGGAUUUUCGCCAAUCAAGUUGAGCGAUGUGGAUCGCACGGUUGGACUUGGGAUCAGCAGCCGUCCUCCGACGACGCUAAAGCGAUCGCGCAACGACAUUGACGAUGGCGACGACGAAUUGGACCUUUUAUCGUUUUCUCCUGCGAAGUUGCCGGACGUGAAGAAGUUCAAGUGGGGAGAGUAGAUUGAUUUUCAUUUGUGGUAAUUGGUAGUUGGCUGGGAUGUUUGUUUUCAGAAGGAAGUUCCGCUUCCUUGUGUAAUUGCUGUAAUUUUAGGCUUAUGAUUCCCUUUUGUAUCUUUGUGUUUUGUUAUUGUAAUUCAGUAUUAUAUCUCGUUAGUAGUUUGCCGUAAAAGGUGUCAUAAAAUCCGCAAUAAAUCCAAGACGCGCAAGUC
This is a messenger RNA of Myxozyma melibiosi, 2613 nucleotides long. RefSeq names its product Afadin and alpha-actinin-binding-domain-containing protein. The transcript is spliced from 4 exons. Bases 203 to 2404 code for a protein of 733 amino acids. NCBI's taxonomy places the organism in Eukaryota, Fungi, Ascomycota, Lipomycetes, Lipomycetales, Lipomycetaceae. The record is from RefSeq and is a predicted model, not a curated record.